AUGAGUCGGAAAUUCACAUGGCAAGAAGUUGGUGACAAUGCCAAAAAUGGCUGGAUUGUCAUUGGCGAUUCAGUCUAUGGACCAUAAGGAUUUUUAGAUUCUCAUCCAGGAGGCCCCGCAGUCAUCAGGAAUAAAGCAGGCAAAGAUGUCACUAGAUUCUUUUAUGAAAUGGGUACUAAACAAUAUAUGAAACAAGGUCAUUCCUAGAAUGCUCAAGAUAUUUUGAAAUCCUUGAAAAUUGGAGAGAUCGAUAAGAAUUCAUAACCCGCAAAAUGGUAAGUAGAUUCAGAUCAAAGACUAGUAGCAAUUACCUCUGUAUUGCUAAUAUUGGCAAUUGCAUUUCUUUAUUUUUAUGUUUUGAGAAAAUGA
Molecule: messenger RNA, 369 nt
Organism: Paramecium tetraurelia
Lineage: Eukaryota; Ciliophora; Oligohymenophorea; Peniculida; Parameciidae
Exons: 1
Cellular component (GO): intracellular membrane-bounded organelle; membrane
Molecular function (GO): heme binding
Source: RefSeq, a predicted model, not a curated record